AUGUCAACCACUUUUUACGAUUUAGAAUGCCAAGAUAAGAAAGGUGAAACCUUUAAAUUUGACCAAUUGAAGGGAAAAGUAGUGCUUAUAGUUAACGUUGCCUCCAAAUGUGGGUUUACCCCACAAUAUAAAGAAUUGGAGGCACUAUACCAAAAGUAUCAUGAUAAAGGGUUUGUUAUUUUGGGGUUCCCAUGUAAUCAAUUUGGGAAGCAAGAGCCGGGUUCUGAUGAACAAAUUACCGAAUUUUGCCAAUUGAAUUAUGGCGUUACAUUCCCGAUUAUGAAGAAAAUCGAAGUUAACGGAAAUAAUGCUGAUCCUGUUUAUAAUUAUUUGAAAAGUCAAAAAUCAGGUUUACUAGGGUUCAAAGGCAUCAAAUGGAAUUUCGAAAAAUUUUUAAUUGAUUCAAAUGGGAAUAUUGUCCAAAGAUAUUCUUCCUUAACAAAGCCAGCGUCCAUAGACCAAGAAAUCCAGAAUUUGUUAAGAAAGUGA
Messenger RNA from Saccharomyces mikatae IFO 1815, 489 nucleotides. It is a transcript of the gene GPX2, whose product is annotated as glutathione peroxidase GPX2. The record is from RefSeq and is a predicted model, not a curated record. NCBI's taxonomy places the organism in Eukaryota, Fungi, Ascomycota, Saccharomycetes, Saccharomycetales, Saccharomycetaceae. Gene Ontology annotation, molecular function: glutathione peroxidase activity. The transcript has a single exon. Bases 1 to 489 code for a protein of 162 amino acids. Gene Ontology annotation, biological process: response to oxidative stress.